GCAACCACUGCAAGAUUUGGUCAGACUCCAAAAGAGACUUCCAAAAGUUCCAACUCAUCUCCCACGAAGUCUCCAGACGUGGUGACCCCACCAAGAUCUGCAUCAUCAGCCACAUCAUCUAAAGAUGCUACAGUAUUUAAUAUAGACAGCGUUAUAAAAAAUCAACUAACUAAAUGUGGAAACGAUAUAAUCGUACGGGAGGGUGAUACAAUGAAAUUGACUUUUCAAUCUCCGAGUCGUUAUGUUAAUUUGGCAUUUUGUAAUAAUGAAUCAACAAAAAACUUAAAUACGAAAUUAAACAUCUCGAAUGGAAAAACAAUCACAUUUGAUAUUGUUGGCAGCGAGGAGUAUGAAGGGUUAUGGAACUGCUCAUUUUUGACUCACAUUGGUCAUUACGUACGCGACAGUGUCACUUACGAGGGGGAAUAUUAUGUCCCUUACGCAAACUGCUCCUUAAUGGUCAGAAUAAAACGAGACGUGACUCUAACCGUAUCCAGUACCACGACCACAAAUUUGGUGGCAGCCAAAGCGACUGAUAUAGGUUACUACAGAUUCAUAGAAGGCAACAAAAUUACUUUUGAAUGCAAAAAAGGUCACACGAACGGAGAAUUUUUGCAAACAGGAUAUUUGGUUUUGAAAUUUUGUUGGAAAGACAAAAGUUGUGCAGAUCUAAAAACAAAGUCAACUUUAGUGCGAGAUACCAUGGAACUAAACAGUACUUUCGACGAAAGAAUAUUACACUGCAUUUAUAACAACUCGGUCGGUUACCAAACUGAUGCUGCAAUAGUAUUACAAAUAAAGGCCCAAUCGCGUCCAGAGAUCACAGUGGAAGGUCUUGCAAUCAGAGAACCGAGGUCAUCGGAAAGUAAACAUACCUUUGAUGGAACAGUAAACCAAACUUUGGAAUUGGUCUGCACAAAUAAAGAAAACUGGGGCAACAUUCACUGGGAAUUUUGCGAUGGAUCUGGUCUCAAUUGCAAGUCACAAACACUCGCAGCUGAUAAAACAUUAAAAAUAAACUUCACUCUAUCGGCGGAUAACAAAAAUACCACAGUAAAAUGUGUUCACACCUUCAAUGCUCUUAGAGAGGAGACUCCCGUAUUUUUGUAUGCAAAUGAGCCACCAGUUCUUACAACAAAAAAUGACAUGAUUUUGAAUUACACCAGAGGCACAGACACAUAUGUCAUAGAGCGAGAAGAUGAGGAAACGAUAAGAAUCAAAUGCAAAAGUCGAGAAAACUCUGGCUCGUUGUUCUGGAGAGAUUGCAACAAUGCUGCACAGAAAUCAUGCACCAAAACUCAGGAUAUUUAUAACAGAUCAAUAGAAAAAGUAAUACCAUGGAAUUCUGUUAAAGACGAGGUAUUUUUCUAUUGCGUAUACAAGAAUAGCCGCAACUAUGAAGUUUCUUCCAAAGUAAAUAUUGUUGUACAUCCCAGCAGGGAUGUUACGGAGCUUCGACUCCGGUUCCGUUAAGUCGGAACUUCCGAUUAUUAUUACACCUUCGGUUUCGACUUCGGCUCCGACACUUUUAAAUCGGAGGUUUUAAUCGGAGGUCGAAGCAUAACAUAGCGGCGACGGCGGCCAGUGUUGACUGUUAAGAAAUAGAUUGCACGGAGACAAAGCUUCAAAGCUUUUGUUCGUAAAGUACAAUACACUACUUUUGGAGUCAAUUCAUUUGAUUUAAUUUGUUUUAAAGCUUUUGUUCAUUUAAUAUAAUGUGUGUUCUUGUUUAUUCGGAAAUAAUAUGCUAAUUUUUUUCA
This is a messenger RNA of Ostrinia nubilalis (European corn borer), 1760 nucleotides long. RefSeq lists its product as uncharacterized. The record is from RefSeq and is a predicted model, not a curated record. The transcript has 10 exons. Bases 211 to 1473 code for a protein of 420 amino acids. NCBI's taxonomy places the organism in Eukaryota, Metazoa, Arthropoda, Insecta, Lepidoptera, Crambidae.